CAAUGGGGGCGUGGGCUAGGCUGCUAGUUGGUUUGGACGUGUGGCUUGUCACUGUCACCUCUCCUCACUGCGACUCUCCUCGGAACCAGAACCGAAUCACACAAACGCACGUCGACUUCGUCGCACGUUGGUUUGGGCCCCAGUUUCACCAAGCAGCACCGUCAUGUCUCUGUCCAACGACCCCAACUACAAGCGGCUGGAGGAGUGGUACCGAGAUCAGUCCGGAAGUCUGAAGAUGAGGGAGAUGUUCGCUGCAGACCCGGAGAGGUUUCGCAAGUUCAGUGUGAAGGUCGAGACGAGCGAUGGCGACAUUCUGCUGGACUAUUCCAAAAACCUCAUCACCCAGGAAGUCAUGGCCAUGCUGAUUGCCAUGGCUGAGUCCAGAGGUGUGAAGGAGGCCCGCGAGAAGAUGUUCUCUGGAGACAAGAUCAACUUCACCGAGGGUCGUGCUGUGCUCCACGUGGCGCUGCGUAAUCGCUCCGACGCUCCCGUCCACGUCGACGGCAAGGACGUCAUGCCGGAAGUCAACCGUGUGCUGGACAAAAUGAAAGCCUUCUCACAGAAAGUCCGCAGUGGUGAAUGGAAGGGCUUCACUGGGAAGAGCAUCACCGACGUAGUCAAUAUCGGCAUCGGCGGGUCUGACCUGGGUCCGCUGAUGGUGACUGAAGCCCUGAAACCAUACUCAGCGGGCGGCCCAAACGUGUGGUUCGUGUCCAACAUCGACGGGACUCACCUGGCCAAAACGCUGGCUCAGCUUAAUGCCGAGACCACGCUCUUCAUUGUCGCUUCCAAGACCUUCACCACGCAAGAGACCAUCACCAACGCAGAGUCGGCCAGGGAAUGGUUCCUCAGUGCCGCCAAAAAUAAAAGUGCCGUCGCCAAACACUUUGUGGCUCUUUCCACCAAUGCAGCUAAAGUCAAAGACUUCGGGAUCGACACGGAGAACAUGUUUGAAUUCUGGGACUGGGUCGGAGGUCGUUACUCUCUGUGGUCAGCCAUCGGUCUUUCCAUUGCGCUGCACAUCGGAUUUGAAGGCUUCCAGCAGCUGCUAAGUGGCGCUCACUGGAUGGACAACCACUUCCGCAAUGCUCCUUUCGACCAGAACCUGCCCGUCCUGCUGGCGCUUCUGGGAGUCUGGUACAUCAACUUCUUCCAGGCCGAGACGCACGCCAUGCUACCCUAUGAUCAGUACAUGCACCGCUUUGCUGCCUACUUCCAGCAGGGAGACAUGGAGUCCAACGGAAAGUACAUCAGCAAAGAAGGAACACGGGUCAGCUACCACACUGGACCCAUUGUGUGGGGCGAGCCUGGGACCAAUGGCCAGCACGCCUUUUACCAGCUUAUUCACCAAGGUACUCGUAUGAUUCCUGCUGACUUCCUCAUUCCUGCUCAGUCUCAGCAUCCAAUCAGGAACAAUCUUCACCACAAGAUCCUUGCAGCCAACUUCCUGGCCCAGACGGAGGCUUUGAUGAAGGGAAAAACAUCGGAGGAGGCUCGGAAGGAGCUGGAGUCCAGCGGCUUGUCGGGCACCGCUCUGGAGAAUCUUCUUCCUCACAAAGUGUUUGAAGGGAACAAGCCGAGCAACUCCAUCGUGUUCAAGAAGUUGACUCCGUUCAUGCUGGGAGCACUUAUUGCCAUGUACGAGCACAAAAUCUUUGUGCAGGGCGUCAUGUGGGGCAUCAACAGCUACGACCAGUGGGGUGUGGAGCUGGGGAAGCAACUGGCCAAGAAGAUCGAACCAGAGCUCAAAGGUGACUCUGAAGUCCACUCUCACGACUCCUCAACCAACGGCCUCAUCAACUUCCUCAAGAAGAACUUUGCUUAAAUCCUUCCACAGAAAACAUUCCUUGACAUUCCCUGCUGCGGCGUCCUCAUUGUGUGAAUCUUUGUCCUCCCCCCACAACCCAAUCUUCCUUUGGCACAUCACUUUGUGUAGUCCAGUUUCACGUGCACACGUUACUGUAGUCCACUUUUCACAAUAAAAGUUGGCAGUCUGUGA
Messenger RNA from Dunckerocampus dactyliophorus (ringed pipefish), 1999 nucleotides. It is a transcript of the gene gpia, whose product is annotated as glucose-6-phosphate isomerase a. The transcript is spliced from 18 exons. The record is from RefSeq and is a predicted model, not a curated record. The coding region runs from base 164 to 1825 and encodes 553 amino acids. Gene Ontology annotation, biological process: glucose 6-phosphate metabolic process; gluconeogenesis; glycolytic process. Lineage: Eukaryota; Metazoa; Chordata; Actinopteri; Syngnathiformes; Syngnathidae. Gene Ontology annotation, molecular function: glucose-6-phosphate isomerase activity; carbohydrate derivative binding; monosaccharide binding. Gene Ontology annotation, cellular component: cytosol.